Molecule: messenger RNA, 1457 nt
Organism: Eubalaena glacialis (North Atlantic right whale)
Lineage: Eukaryota; Metazoa; Chordata; Mammalia; Artiodactyla; Balaenidae
Gene: BZW1
Product: basic leucine zipper and W2 domains 1
Exons: 12
Coding region: 151-1410 (419 amino acids)
Cellular component (GO): membrane; cytoplasm
Molecular function (GO): protein binding
Source: RefSeq, a predicted model, not a curated record
AUAGGAGACCGGCCGGGGCGGGGGUAGCACCUCUUCCCUCCUCCUCCCCUCCUCUCGUUAGUUCCGGUCGCAGAGGAGACACCGCCGCAGUUGCCGCCACCUCUGGGAUUUCUGGCUCUUUUCUCUUCGCCUUAAAUUCGGGUGUCUUUUAUGAAUAAUCAAAAGCAGCAAAAGCCAACGCUAUCAGGCCAGCGUUUUAAAACCAGAAAAAGAGAUGAAAAAGAGAGGUUUGACCCUACUCAGUUUCAAGACUGCAUUAUUCAAGGCUUAACUGAAACUGGUACUGAUUUGGAAGCAGUAGCAAAGUUUCUUGAUGCUUCUGGAGCAAAACUUGAUUACCGCCGAUAUGCAGAAACACUCUUUGACAUUCUGGUGGCCGGUGGAAUGCUGGCCCCAGGUGGUACACUGGCAGAUGACAUGAUGCGUACAGAUGUCUGUGUGUUCGCAGCACAAGAAGACCUAGAGACCAUGCAAGCAUUUGCUCAGGUUUUUAACAAGUUAAUCAGGCGCUACAAAUACCUGGAGAAAGGUUUUGAAGAUGAAGUUAAAAAGCUGCUGCUGUUCUUAAAGGGUUUUUCAGAGUCGGAGAGGAACAAGCUGGCUAUGUUGACUGGUGUUCUUCUGGCUAAUGGAACACUUAACGCAUCCAUUCUUAAUAGCCUUUAUAAUGAGAAUUUGGUUAAAGAAGGGGUUUCAGCAGCUUUUGCUGUAAAGCUCUUUAAAUCAUGGAUAAAUGAAAAAGAUAUCAAUGCAGUAGCUGCAAGUCUUCGGAAAGUGAGCAUGGAUAACAGACUGAUGGAACUUUUUCCUGCCAAUAAACAAAGCGUUGAACACUUCACUAAGUAUUUUACUGAGGCAGGCUUGAAAGAACUUUCAGAGUAUGUUCGGAAUCAGCAAACCAUAGGAGCUCGUAAGGAACUCCAGAAAGAACUUCAAGAACAGAUGUCCCGUGGUGAUCCAUUUAAGGAUAUAAUUUUGUAUGUCAAGGAGGAGAUGAAAAAAAACAACAUCCCAGAACCAGUUGUCAUCGGAAUAAUAUGGUCCAGUGUAAUGAGCACUGUGGAAUGGAACAAAAAAGAGGAGCUUGUAGCAGAGCAAGCCAUCAAGCACUUGAAGCAAUACAGCCCUCUACUUGCUGCCUUUACAACUCAAGGUCAGUCUGAGCUGACUCUGUUACUGAAGAUUCAGGAGUAUUGCUAUGACAACAUUCAUUUCAUGAAAGCCUUCCAGAAAAUAGUGGUGCUUUUUUAUAAAGCUGAAGUCCUGAGUGAAGAACCCAUUCUGAAGUGGUAUAAAGAUGCACAUGUUGCCAAGGGGAAAAGUGUCUUCCUUGAGCAAAUGAAAAAGUUUGUAGAGUGGCUCAAAAAUGCUGAAGAAGAAUCUGAGUCUGAAGCUGAAGAAGGUGACUGAAUUUGAAACUACACCCUCAGUAAAGCAAACAGGAAUUGUAGAUAAAA